AGUGUAAAAGAUAUACCAAGGUAUAUGAAGCUGUUGUUAAGGUGAAAUAACACAUCAUCACAUAAUGACCGACCGCUGAUCGAAACGACAUUUCGUUUUAUUAAAAGGAUUUUAUGGACUGAAAUAUGUAAUUUAUUCCAUAGCCGAGUGGAUAAAGUGUCGGACAUUUGAUCCGAACAUCCCGAGUUGGAAUCCCGCAGGGGCUUUUGUUGUUACUUACGGGAAUAAUUAUUUUAGAUAUUCAUUUUUUAUCCCCAAACUGCAAAUUUUUCGCUUAUUUGACAUUUGUACAGUUUAUUUAUCAUUAUAUCUUUCAUUAUCCAAAAAUUCCCUGUUAAUUCGAGUGACUUUUUCCAGGUGUGUUAUUCCACCUUAGGUGAUAAACCGACUGCCAUAAUAAAACAACAUUUAUUAUUAUACUUUCAUGUUAAAUUCCGAAAUCUGAUCGGUUAAGACGCAGUUGGUAAUCCGUUCUAUUACCCACAGCGUUAGCAACACACUUGGCAACGGGUAACACAACGAAUUGUUACAUGCGCGUAAAUUAUGCGCGUACGGUUUGUCGUAGAAUUCACUUCAUUUCUAUAUAAAAGUAGUAAAAUUUUCUUUAAGAAUAAGACAUUCAGUAUGAUAAAAUAAAUAGUGCAUGUUUCAGAGAUGUAACAAAGAUUUCAACAACACUGUCAACCGACGCGAAGCGGAGGUUGACAAUGGUUUUCUUGGGAUGUCCUCCCAAACAGGCACUAUUUAUAUAAUGCAUUAUCUUCACUAGCCACGUUCUUGAUCGUUCUCAGAAAUUACAGAAAUCGAACACGUGGCUAGCCAAGACUUACAACUGUAUAAGCCGUACACACAGAAAUUGAAAAUGGUUCAUUUUACCAGUUCUGUAGUAUAUGACCUUGGACUUUUAAGUUGUCCAAAGUGUGAUUUAGGUGUCCUGUUAUAACGAAAAUCAAGUCAUAAUUUUCAUUGUCAUGAAGGGUCCCGACGAUAUCAAAAAUGCACAUGUUCUGCAGUGUAUUUAUAUCAAACAGGCCGGGGUUUGCUUUUACCUAAGUCGUGAAAUAAUACUCCACUGCAAACUGCAGCCACUACCAAUCGCGAACCCUGUAAAAUGCCUGCGUGCACAGAUGUUUGUGCUGAUAACAGCAAACUUGCAACUGUUCUUUUGAUUUGGUUUGAUUAUACAGAGUAAGGUCACCCUGAUAUAGAAGUAGGACUAAGUACUAAUAGCUUGCUGUCAUGUCAAAACCUGAAGAUUCCGGUGAUCAGGACCAGAAAAGGUUCUCUACUGAGAAGGAUGAAUCUGAACACGUGACUUUGCUUCGUUUACCAAAGACUCAAAGCGAUUUGGACGAUCUCACCGAAAAACAGCACCAAGAUAAAGAAAGCGCAAACAAACAAUGCACAGAAUGUUGGACCCGCGAGAACGUUUGUACCUAUAUAUUAUCCCUGUUUCCAAUUGUACAUGUAUUACGUCAUUACAAAAUCAAAGAGUUUCUCCUGAAAGACGCCAUCAGUGGAUUGUCGACUGCGUGUUUACAUUUCCCUCAAGGAAUGGCGUUCGGAAUACUUUCAACUUUGGCGCCAAAGUAUGGACUCUAUACCUCCUUCUUUCCUGUUGUUCUUUACGUGAUCUUCGGAACUUGCCCAUUUGUAUCUUUUGGAACUAAUGCUGUCAUUUCAUUGUUCACUGCAAAUAUAAUACAGAGCCAGUUAUCGCCAUCCAUAUUACUUGAAGGUAACAGUAGUUCCAAUGCCAGUAUAGGGCAAAUAAGUGAAGAGGAAUUCGUUGAAAUGAAGGCUGCAGUUGCAGCUGGGUCCUCGCUAAUAGUAGGAAUCCUACUUCUAAGUUUGGGAUUACUAAGGCUUGGAUUUAUUGCGACGUAUAUGUCUACUCCGUUUGUCGGGUCGUUUACGACUACUGCCGCAAUCCAUAUUAUGUCCAGCCAGGUUCCGAAAAGCCUAGGUGUUCGGAUACCCUCGGUUUCUGGACCAGGGAAACUUGUAAUAACAUACAUUGAAAUCUUUAAGAACAUCACCUCAGCAAACGUUGGGUCCAUUAUCACGUCCAUUAUUUGUAUAAUCAUUUUAGCAUUUGUGAAAGAUUUCAUUAAUGAAAAAUUCAAGUCCAAAUUAUUCAUGCCAAUACCAAUAGACUUAAUACUUGUGAUCCUAGGUACCGUUAUUUCUUAUUUUGGUGAGUUAAACUCUAACUUCAACAUUCCUGUGGUUGGCAAUAUUCCACCCGGGGUACCACCCCCUACACUCCCCGACCUGAAAACAGGUAUCAUAGGCGACUCCAUUGUGGUCGCCAUCAUAGUGUUUGUUUUGACCAUCUCCAUGGCAAAGGUCUGUGAGACAAAAAACGCCAUCAACGCUGACCAAGAACUCGUGGCGUACGGAAUGGCCAACCUUGGCAGCUCCUUUUUCCGUUGUUUUCCUUCUUGUGUGGCUCCACCACGUACCAUCUUACUGAAAACCAUGGACUCCAAAACAACCUUAAACGGUAUUUUCUCGGCACUGGUGAUUCUUCUUAUAUUGCUCUUUUUAGGUGAGUACUUUCAGUACUUGCCAUUACCAGUCUUGUCCAUUAUGGUGAUAAUGGCAGUCAAAAACCUGCUCCUUCAGUUUCGCCAGUUACCACGCUUAUGGAAGGUCAACAAAUAUGACUUUACUGUUUGGGUCGCCACAGUGGCAUCAGGCGUAUUCAUCGACUUUGCGUAUGCUCUUUACUGUGGAGUAGGACUAAGCAUUUUUCUUAUAGUAUUUCAAAGUCAGAGAGGCAAGAAGAGUCUAUUUGGAAAACUGAAAAAUGAGGACCUGUACACUGAAGAAUCAAAGUUUACGAUCCUUCCACCCUAUGUAAAGGUCUUCAAAAUGGAUGCGUCACUUUACUUCGCCACCGCCGAAUCCUUCCGCGAAACUUUGUUCAAAUUAACUUGGGAUCCACGAGAAAUAAAUAAAGACUCGAAUGAAGUAACCAUUCCCGUAGAAUCUUUACCAUCAAACACAGGCAAAAAGGCACCUCCAGAUGACACAACAAACGACGAAACCAAAAUUGUCAUCAUUGACUGUUCAUCUUUUAACUAUGUUGACACGAACGGAAUUUCCACUCUCUCGCUUGUGGUGAAGGAGUUCCGGUCUGUUGGGGUUAUUGUGUUCUUGGUUCGAUGUACUUCUAGUUUUCUGGCCGUCAUGGUUAGGUCUGAUUUAAUGGAGACUGUGGGUGAAGGAAAUAUUUACCCAGAUAUUGUUGACGCAGUGUCUUUGAAUAUUAUGGACACACAACUUUAGACUUACAAGAGAAUUACACAUGUAUCACUUGCAUAAAAAUAUCGAAAUUGUAUAAAAUUCUUUUGUUAUUAGUAUUUUUCUUAAUGUUUUAAUUAUACUUAUCAUAAAAAUAAAUCCUAGUUUGAUUCACAGCGAAAUUUCUUUGUUUGCAAAUAUAGUGAAACUUAUGCUACUGAAAUAAUUAUUUAUAUUCAAAGAUGUGUUCGAAUUACAUUUUGAUCAAUUAUGACAUGCAUUGCUGAAUUAUUAUAUAAAAAUAUUCACAAAAAGUUGUAGAUAUAAGUUGGAAAAGAACGCCUUUUGUGUUGU
Messenger RNA from Magallana angulata, 3603 nucleotides. RefSeq names its product sulfate transporter-like. Gene Ontology annotation, cellular component: membrane. The record is from RefSeq and is a predicted model, not a curated record. The coding region runs from base 1240 to 3294 and encodes 684 amino acids. Gene Ontology annotation, biological process: transmembrane transport. Gene Ontology annotation, molecular function: sulfate transmembrane transporter activity; oxalate transmembrane transporter activity; chloride transmembrane transporter activity. Lineage: Eukaryota; Metazoa; Mollusca; Bivalvia; Ostreida; Ostreidae. The transcript has 2 exons.